GCUGAAAGCAGCACCAUCCAGGCGUCAGUGCUAUGAAUGCUCACCUCGCUGAAUUUUUGGGAAACAGUAUCCAAUGGCAGAUCAACGAUCCCUCCGUUCACCAUGUACUCAUUUAGCUCGGAUCUGCCGCCUCUGGAACCUCCCACGAUCAUGGCCCUCGGCGCCGACUCAGAUAUAGGAGGCUUAUCAACUUCAAACGCUACUUCCAUACCGACAGCUGCGUUCUACGACGAUCCCGGUCCAAGUUCGCCCCUGUCAUUCUCCUCAGAUCAGUAUGAGAACUCGGUGGCCGUUGCGACAGGCUCUCAUGGAGGAGGUAUCAGUCCAGGUCACAUCGGGUCUCCUUCUGCGGGACCUUCCAGACCUGCACUGAAGCGCGAUCCAAACUUGCCUCGAAUCACUGGAUCACACAUGUCCCAUGUCGCUCUUCAUGGAAACAUGUCACUGCGUCUGCCACCAUCACAAAUGGGCAAGAUACGGACAGGAUACGUCGGCAUGAGGAAUCAUUUCCGACCCACUAUUCUGGGAGGAGAAGAUGCUUGGGAUUUGAGACAGUAUACUCAUAUCAAGAUGCAGAUCGCCUAUCGUGGUUGGGAAGGAUGGAGAAAGAGAUGGUAUUGUAAUGUUCAGAUCGCAGGUCCGACCGGCCCAUCAAACAUCGAUGUAUACCAACUGCGGAUCGAGUUACCUCCUUCAUCAGCCUCCACUUCAUCUCGUGCACCCCUUGAUCCCUUUUCCGGUGUACCACCAAGAUGGACGACUCUUCAUCUCCCCUUGUCCUCCUUCGUUCUGACAAACAUGGGCAGCACCUCCCCUGUUCAAGUUGGUAUGGACACAGAAGGGGUGAGGUCUGUCGGCUUCUCCCUCCUGGGUGGAGGAAGAGACAAUCAAGGUUUACCACUGGGUCAACCUGGUCAAUAUCUUUCUCAGAAACAUCGAGAUCUGUCCCAAGUUGAAGACCUCGAUCCUGCUUUCAACGCAUCUCGAGCGAAACGUCGCAGGCAUCGAGAUGGGACUAUGGACCGCGAGAGGGGUGGCGAUGGUCAUCCUGGAGGGAUGGACAGGGUCUCAAUCACGCCGUUCAGUGAAGGAUAUUAUGAGCUCUGUGUGCGAUAUGUCCAGGCGGUACAGUACGAUCCAAUGACGGACGACAGGCCUUCAGAAUGGGAUGUUUGGGAGGAAGAACAGAGAUUGGCCAAAGAGAGGCAGUCCCCGUGGGAGUGACAAGGGUGCCAUGUAGCAGGUAGAGUGAAUGUAUGCAUGUCCAAAAAUGG
Molecule: messenger RNA, 1274 nt
Organism: Kockovaella imperatae
Lineage: Eukaryota; Fungi; Basidiomycota; Tremellomycetes; Tremellales; Cuniculitremaceae
Exons: 2
Coding region: 37-1224 (395 amino acids)
Biological process (GO): mitochondrial electron transport, NADH to ubiquinone; mitochondrial respiratory chain complex I assembly
Cellular component (GO): mitochondrion
Source: RefSeq, a predicted model, not a curated record